CCCUGCUCCCGACACCUCCUCCCCCCGACUCCUUCCCGGCGCCGCUAAGUUUCUCCGGUCGGGACCGCGCGCAGAGCCGGGGCCGGGCCGGAGCGGCGCCCCGCGCUACCCUGUCCCCUCGCGCAGACCCCGGGCCCGGCCCCGGCCCCACCAAGCCAUGCUGUGCGGCCGCUGGAGGAGCCGCCGCCGGCGGCCCGAGGAGCCCCCGGUGGCGGCCCAGGUCGCGGCGCCCCUUCUGCUCGCGCCCCCGGACGGCGACACCAAGAGGCCCGGGCUGCGGGCACUGAAGAAGAUGGGCCUGACGGAGGACGAGGACGUGCGCGCCAUGCUGCGGGGCUCCCGGCUCUGCAAGAUCCGCUCACGGACGUGGCACAAGGAGCGGCUGUACCGGCUGCAGGAGGACGGCCUGAGCGUGUGGUUCCAGAGGCGCAUCCCGCGCGCGCCGUCGCAGCACAUCUUCUUCGUGCAGCACAUCGAGGCGGUCCGCGAGGGCCACCAGUCCGAGGGCCUGCGACGCUUCGGGGGCGCCUUCCCGCCGGCGCGCUGCCUCACCAUCGCCUUCAAGGGCCGCCGCAAGAACCUGGACCUGGCGGCGGCCACCCCGGAGGAGGCGCAGCGCUGGGUGCGCGGUCUGGGCAAGCUGCGCGCGCGCCUCGACGCCAUGAGCCAGCGCGAGCGCCUCGAUCACACCCACACCUGGAUCCACUCCUAUCUGCACCGGGCCGACUCGAACCAGGACAGUAAGAUGAGCUUCAAGGAGAUCAAGAGCCUGCUCAGAAUGGUCAACGUGGACAUGAACGACAUGUAUGCCUACCGCCUCUUCAAGGAGUGCGACCACUCCAACAAUGAGCGGCUGGAGGGGGCUGAGAUUGAGGAGUUUCUGAGGCGGCUGCUGAAACGCCCCGAGUUGGAGGAGAUCUUCCAUCGGUACUCCGGCGAGGACCGCGUGCUGAGCGCCCCUGAGCUGUUGGAGUUCCUGGAGGACCAGGGCGAGGAUGGCGCCACGCUGGCCCGUGCCCAGCAGCUCAUCCACACCUAUGAGCUCAAUGAGACAGCCAAGCAGCAUGAGCUGAUGACACUGGAUGGCUUCAUGAUGUACCUGUUGUCACCCGAAGGGGCUGCUCUGGACCCAGCCCACACAUGUGUGUUCCAGGACAUGGACCAGCCCCUCUCCCACUACUUCAUCUCCUCCUCGCACAAUACCUAUCUGACUGACUCUCAGAUCGGGGGGCCCAGCAGCACCGAGGCCUAUGUUAGGGCCUUUGCUCAGGGGUGCCGCUGUGUGGAGCUAGACUGCUGGGAGGGGCCAGGAGGGGAGCCCGUCAUCUACCACGGCCACACCCUCACCUCCAAGAUCCUCUUCCGAGACGUGGUCCAGGCUGUGCGUGACCACGCCUUCACUCUGUCCCCAUACCCUGUCAUCCUGUCCCUUGAGAACCACUGCGGGCUGGAGCAGCAGGCUGUCAUGGCCCGCCACCUUCGCACCAUCCUGGGAGACGUGCUGGUGACACAAGCGCUGGACUCCCAGAACCCCGAAGAGUUGCCAUCCCCAGAGCAGCUGAAGGGCCGGGUCCUGGUGAAGGGGAAGAAGCUGCCAGCUGCUCGGAGCGAGGACGGUCGAAUUCUGUCCGACCAGGAGGAGGAAGAUGAAGAGGAAGAAGAGGCAGAGGCCACAGAACAGAGGCGGCGGGCCAAGCAGAUCUCCCCCGAGCUGUCGGCCCUGGCCGUGUACUGCUGUGCCACCCGCCUGCGGACCCUGCGCCCCAACCCGGUCCCACCCCAGCCCUGCCAGGUCAGCUCCCUCAGCGAGCGCAAGGCCAAGAAGCUCAUCCGAGAGGCAGGGAACAGCUUCGUCAGGCACAAUACCCGACAACUGACCCGUGUUUACCCACUGGGGCUGCGGAUGAACUCCGCCAACUACAGCCCCCAGGAGAUGUGGAACUCAGGCUGUCAGCUUGUGGCCUUGAACUUCCAGACACCAGGCUACGAGAUGGACCUCAAUGCUGGCCGCUUCCUCAUCAACGGGCAGUGCGGCUACAUCCUGAAACCUGCCUGCCUGCGACAGCCUGACACAACUUUUGACCCUGAGUGUCCUGGACCCCCCAGAACUACUCUCACCAUCCAGGUUCUGACUGCGCAGCAGCUGCCCAAGCUGAACACCGAGAAGCCAAACUCCAUCGUGGACCCCCUGGUGCGUGUCGAGAUCCACGGGGUGCCCGCAGACUGUGCUCGAAAGGAGACCAACUACGUGCUCAACAAUGGCUUCAACCCCCGCUGGGGGCAGACCCUGCAGUUCCAGCUGCGGGCUCCAGAGCUGGUCCUGGUCCGGUUCGUGGUAGAAGAUUAUGACACCACCUCCCCCAAUGACUUUGUGGGCCAGUUUACACUGCCUCUCAACAGCCUGAAGCAAGGGUACCGCCACAUCCACCUGCUUUCCAAGGACGGGGCCUCACUGUCACCAGCCACACUCUUCGUCCACAUCCGCAUCCAGCGCUUCUGAGAGCUGGACUGACCCACCCUGGGGUUCCUCGGGUGCCAGUCUACACCCCGUGGCGGAGGCUCUCUCCUCCUCCGCAGUAGAGGGGUGGUGGGAGGACCAGCCCCUCCAGCCUGCUCGCCCUGCCAUUGGCUAGACUCCAGUCUCAACUGGGUGCUGGGGGGUGGCCUUGGCCCCUCCUGAGAACAGGCAUCAGCGCUUUCUCCUACAACCCUGGAGCCUUGAGAUGGCCCCCACUCCUUGGAUUCUCGGCCCACUCCCUCGUCGUGGCUGGUGAAGAGCGAGGCCUGUCGUUGCCAGAUUUGAGGAAGACACAUGAGCCUUGAACUCCUCUCUGCCCCCCCGGGGGGAGGCCAUCCCAGCCUCCUUCUCCCAGAGUGUCCGGCCCCCUCCUUGUCCCCCAGCCCACACCAGGCCUUAGUGCCCCCGAAGGCCCUCCCCUGGCUAGGCUUUCCUGGGCUCCUCCCUCAAGCUCUUGAACCUGAGCUCCCUUCCCGUCUUAAGAAGGGAAAGCCGAGGAAACCUGGGAGUAGGUUUCAAGUUGUGCCACAGAAGAGCCCUGGAGCAGACAGAACAAGACCAUUGGUUUAAAAAAAUAAAGAAGCAUGGGCGCCUGGGUGGCUCAGUCAGUUAAGCGUCUCUUGGUCUGUGAGUUUGAGCCCCUCAUCGGGCUCUGUGCUGACAGCUCAGAGCCUGGAGCCUGCUUCAGAUUCUGUGUCCCUCUUUCUCUGCCCCUCCUCUGC
Messenger RNA from Panthera uncia (snow leopard), 3240 nucleotides. RefSeq names its product phospholipase C delta 3 (gene PLCD3). Gene Ontology annotation, biological process: intracellular signal transduction; lipid metabolic process. The transcript is spliced from 15 exons. Lineage: Eukaryota; Metazoa; Chordata; Mammalia; Carnivora; Felidae. Bases 158 to 2500 code for a protein of 780 amino acids. The record is from RefSeq and is a predicted model, not a curated record. Gene Ontology annotation, molecular function: phosphatidylinositol-4,5-bisphosphate phospholipase C activity.